Molecule: messenger RNA, 1158 nt
Organism: Eremothecium sinecaudum
Lineage: Eukaryota; Fungi; Ascomycota; Saccharomycetes; Saccharomycetales; Saccharomycetaceae
Product: HHR241Cp
Exons: 1
Coding region: 1-1158 (385 amino acids)
Molecular function (GO): kinase activity
Source: RefSeq, a predicted model, not a curated record
AUGCUUACAGAGGAAUUAGUUGUAGCCAACGGGCUUGGUUACGUAGUUUAUACUGAUACAGAAAACGGUAGCAGUAUUUUGAGGCUUGUGAAGACGCAGACAAAUCGCGAAGAUAACUAUUGUAAAUGGAAUAAUGAAAGAAAUCUGGUCGUUAUAGACUCUGUUAACUCAGGUGUCGGCCGGAAUCCGUCGAAUGAUUACUAUAAUAUUGUAUUUAAGCAUGUGCUGGAAGACUUAGGAUAUACACAUGACUACAUUAAGACUAGUGACGCAGACACAGUGAGUCAGUUUGCCCGAUCACUUGAAUCAUCGACAUCUUAUGACGUGAUAUUUAUGUCUGGUGAUACCGCAAUCUCUGAAUUCAUUAAUAAUUUGCCACCGGAUGGCGCCUGUGUCCGUAUACUGCCUAUUCCGCUUGGAUCUGGUAAUGCGUGGGCGAGUUCAUUGGGUUUUACGUCACCUGUCCUGACAUUUGGGGCUUUUUUAAAGGGUAAAUGUUUUGCCUCUCAAUUUCCACUUUACAAAGCUGUAUUUCCGAAUGGAUAUUCCUUAAAAUUCUUCAUUGUGUUAUCGCUGGGGUUCCAUGCUAAUCUGCUGCACUUAUGCGACAAUCCAAAAUACAAUUUAGGCACGGAAAAGUUUAGAAUUGCAAGCGAGGAGAUUUUUAAUAACUAUAUUUUGGAUGAGAAGAUUCAAUUAUUGGAUGAUGAUGGAAAUCAAAUUAAGGCUGGAAAAUAUGCAUAUUUUGUGAUUAUUAAUACGUCGCACUUGGAACCGGAAUAUAUCCCAUCUCCUAGUUCGAAGGCACUAGUGCCAGAUCUUUACCUCCUUGCAUACGAUUCACAACUCGAAAAAGAAUACCUUGCAUCAAAAAUUAUGCAGGGUUAUAGCAAUCGACUUGGGCAGUCACUUGUUGGUCCUGGUAUUACCUAUGAAAAAUUGCCUAGAAAAAGAUUUAAGGUUUUGGUGGAAAACGAUAAAGCCAAUAGGAGAGACUUUGAAAUUUGCAUUGAUGGUCACUUGUUAAAUUUACUCGAUCUCCAGCCUUCCUCUGAGCCGAAAGAUUUCCAAAAUUGGUUUUAUAUAGAGACAUUACCUGUGUCUCCGAAUAUAUUAGCUCUAACGCAAUCCGAUGGAAUACCGUCACCUGUUAUUUAG